AUGUCAUCUUUGACAAGAACUCAGGUUCUAGGUCUUUACAAGCAAUUUAUCAAGAACGCUAAUAACUUCAACGACUAUAACUUCAAAAAUUACUUUCUAAGAAGAACAAGGGCUUCAUUCAGGGAAAAUAGAGAUGUCAAAGAUCAGGAGAAACUAAAUUUACUUUAUACAAAUGCUUUGAAAGACCUAGGUGUUCUAAAGAGACAGUCACUAAUAUCGCAGAUGUACACCUUUGACAAGUUAGUUGUCGAACCUCUAAAAACAGAGCAUGAAUAA
This is a messenger RNA of Zygosaccharomyces rouxii, 276 nucleotides long. RefSeq names its product Isd11p (gene ISD11). The record is from RefSeq and is a predicted model, not a curated record. The transcript has a single exon. Gene Ontology annotation, biological process: iron-sulfur cluster assembly. Bases 1 to 276 code for a protein of 91 amino acids. Lineage: Eukaryota; Fungi; Ascomycota; Saccharomycetes; Saccharomycetales; Saccharomycetaceae. Gene Ontology annotation, cellular component: L-cysteine desulfurase complex; mitochondrion.